Varanus komodoensis (Komodo dragon) is the source of this 2464-nucleotide messenger RNA. RefSeq names its product CDK5 regulatory subunit associated protein 1 like 1 (gene CDKAL1). Gene Ontology annotation, molecular function: tRNA (N(6)-L-threonylcarbamoyladenosine(37)-C(2))-methylthiotransferase activity; 4 iron, 4 sulfur cluster binding. Gene Ontology annotation, cellular component: endoplasmic reticulum. The record is from RefSeq and is a predicted model, not a curated record. Lineage: Eukaryota; Metazoa; Chordata; Lepidosauria; Squamata; Varanidae. The coding region runs from base 245 to 1978 and encodes 577 amino acids. The transcript is spliced from 16 exons. Gene Ontology annotation, biological process: tRNA methylthiolation.
CUCAUCAAAACCCUUCCUCCCUCCUUCCGCUUUCGCGUUGCUGAAAACAACCUUUUUGACCCUCUCGAGCCGCCGUCAUAUGUUCCCACCUAUUUACGCGUAAAGAAGGCGUAGCUGCAUCAUGGCGGCGUCCAUGUGAACCUGCGAGGCGUUCUGAUUUUGCAGGCAGGCAUUUAUAGUUGCAUGGUGUGCGGUCUUGUCAAUUGUUUUGUUGAUGUGCAGUAAGUAACAGAUUGACAAGAAAAUGUCUGCUGCCUGCAAUUCUUUCCUUGAAGACAUUGAAGAUAUUGUGUCAGCACAAGAGCCAAAGCCUCACGAGCGGCAGUUCAGGAGGGAAAGCGUUCUUCCCAAAGUACGAAAACGGCAUUCAGAAAAGAAUGUAGAAGCAGAUGACGAUCCUCCCAGCGACAGUGUGAUUCCUGGUGUACAAAAAAUUUGGAUACGCACAUGGGGAUGUUCCCAUAAUAGUUCAGAUGGAGAAUACAUGGCUGGACAGUUGGCUGCUUAUGGAUACAAAAUUACAGAGAAUGCUGCAGAAGCAGACCUUUGGCUACUGAACAGUUGUACUGUAAAAAACCCUGCUGAGGACCACUUCAGAAACUCAAUUAAGAAAGCACAAGAAGGAAGAAAAAAAGUUGUUCUGGCCGGAUGUGUUCCACAAGCCCAGCCACGACAAGCCUACUUACAAGGCCUGAGCAUUAUUGGGGUUCAGCAGAUAGAUCGUGUAGUAGAAGUGGUUGAGGAGACUAUCAAAGGUCACUCAGUGAGAUUGCUGGGUCAGAAAAAAGAUAAUGGAAAACGUUUGGGGGGAGCUCGACUGGAUUUGCCAAAGAUUAGAAAGAACCCACUGAUAGAAAUAAUUUCCAUCAAUACAGGAUGUCUGAACGCAUGUACCUAUUGCAAAACUAAGCAUGCCAGGGGAGAACUGGCAAGUUAUCCUGUUGAAGAGCUAGUAAACAGAGCCAAGCAAUCCUUUCAAGAAGGGGUAUGCGAGAUAUGGCUGACCAGCGAAGACACAGGGGCUUAUGGAAGAGAUAUUGGCAUAGACCUCCCUACUCUCCUGUGGAAACUGGUUGAAGUGAUCCCUGAGGGAGCAAUGCUGCGACUUGGCAUGACAAAUCCCCCCUAUAUUUUAGAACAUUUGGAGGAAAUGGCAAAAAUUCUCAGCCAUCCAAGAGUCUAUGCCUUCCUUCAUGUACCAGUUCAAUCUGCCUCUGACAGUAUACUCAUGGACAUGAAGAGAGAAUAUUGUGUGGCAGACUUCAAAAGGGUGGUGGAUUUCCUUAAAGAGAAAGUGCCUGGAAUAACAAUUGCUACAGACAUUAUUUGUGGGUUUCCAGGGGAAACAGAUGAAGAUUUUCAAGAAACCAUGAAGCUUGUAGAAGAGUACAAAUUUCCAAGUCUUUUUAUUAACCAGUUUUACCCACGCCCUGGGACUCCUGCUGCUAAAAUGCAUCAAGUUCCAGCCCAAAUAAAGAAACAAAGAACAAAAGAAUUAUCCAGAUUGUUUCACUCAUACAACCCAUAUGAUCACAAGAUCGGGGAGAGACAGAAAGUUCUUGUGACUGAAGAAUCAUUUGAUUCCAAAUUUUAUGUUGCUCAUAAUCGAUUCUACGAGCAGGUUUUGGUACCAAAGAGCCCUGCAUUCAUGGGUAAAAUGGUAGAGGUGGACAUUUUUGAAGCUGGAAAGCACUUUAUGAGGGGGCAGCCCGUGUUGGAUGCCAGCGUGUUCACACCAUCUAUUACACGGCCAUUGGCCAAAGGGGAGGUUUCUGGUUUAACAGAGGAGCUGAGACAAGCACUGGAGAACAGCUCAGAAUCAAAAACCUGUCCAUCUGCUGAGAGGCAAACAGCACCAUGGAGCCGCAGGAUGGUGAUGCGGUUGCCUUGGCAACAAGGAGAAACUCUACCGAAGAUGCUGUCACUGAGUGUGGCUCUUCUGGCAGUCCUUAUUGCCUUUUAUUAUGGAGGUGUUUGAGUGGAAAACUGAACUGAAUUAGGAUCACGUCAAGAAACAUAACUAGCCGAUUAAAACCUUCAGAAUCAGAUGCUGGAUACUUCAAGGCCUUACCUUUUACUCACAACCUGGAGAAGACCUCUGCAACUCUGGGGUUCAGUCCUAUUCAUGAUUAGAUAGACAAAAGUCCCUCAAACCCCAGCAUGACUGGCUGGGAAAUGCUUGGGAGUCGUAGGUCUUUUUUCUAAGCAUGCAUAAGAUUGUAUCCUGAGUUGUUGUUUUUCAGGAUCAAAAGUAUUAGUUUGUAUUAAAAACACCCACCUCUUUCCAUUUCUAAAAUAUGUGAUAUCCCUAUUAUGCAUACCAUUUUCAAAAUUAUAACACAAGACAAGUUUUUUAAAAAUUAAGUUAUUUAAGUUUAUUUGUUAAGUCAUGAACAGUUCUCUUGUAUGGUGAUCAUUUGAGAUUUUAUUAAAAAAAAUCUUAAUCACUUUGAACCAUGCCAUA